GCUUCGCAGUGCGCGGGAGAGGCGGAGCGCCUGCAGGUGUGAGGGCUGUGGCAGCCGCCGAGUUCUUGCGUCCCACGGCCAUCUGCGGCCUUUGGCCUCUGCUGGCGGUCCCGGUGUGGGCAGCCCUCACUUUUCGGUGGCCGGGGUAGGGUGGGAGUGGGCCUGGUUAUCGGAAGUCGGGUCCACAGAGCCUGGUCGUUCAGCUCCAGACCCUCAGUCUCCCGCCCUCUGUGAGGGCCCACUUUGCGUUUUACUUUCUGAACAAAAGUUAACGCAGAAAAUUUAACUGAAUUGUACCCCCAACAGAUCCAGGCAGAUCUACCUACUUCCUGCUAAGGACAGAGGAACCUUGCGUCCUAGGCUCAGAUUUCUGAGGGGAGGGGCAAAAUGAGUAAGAGGAAAAAGCUUCGGACCUCAGGAGGAGAAGGGGUGCAGCCCCCCAAGCCCCCAAAGAGUCCAAGACUAGGAGACUUUGAGAGGCCUCCACACAGUUCUGAGUUGGGCUUUUUGUGCCAUCCCGAAGAGGCAGAAGGUGGAUCAGGACCUGCUCCCUGUGCAGAUCAGAGCGGGGAGGAGCCAGGACAGGCAGCCUCCAGUUCCCCCGACAAGGAAGCAGGAGCUCCCUCCAGGCUCCUGGGACAACCGAAAAAGGAGCCAGUUCCCUUUCUUCCUUCCCAGAACUCAGUCAGGAGGUUUGUCCCCCAGUUUGCAAAACCCAGGAAGACAGUGACAAGACCAGCAGAGACAAGGGAAGAGGACCUCGGGGGUGGGGCCUCUAGCUCGGAAACAGUGCCAGAGCCCAGUGCCCAAGACAGAAGCCAGCUGCAGGAGGAGUCCCCUGGGCUUGCUUUUGGGGAGGCCAGGGAGCUGGGGGCCUGGACCCAGGCAGAUAUCACUGACACCAAGCACAGCAGCCAAAACCCCAAGACACCUCUGCCUGUCUGGGAGGAUCCUCAGCCCUCCAUCCAUGUCUCUCUAGAAUGCGGAAUUGUGGCCUUAGCCUCAGAGUGGCACAGCCAGGACCAUCUGUCAGAGCAAGGGACCAAUAGUCCAAAUGGUGGACACUUGGAGCAGGGUGGGGUUUCAGGAGAUCACAGACAGAAAGGACACCUGCUGAGCAAUGAUGCUGAAGAGAAGGGGCCAGACCAAGGAGCCCCCAAGGAGGAAGGUGCCCAAGGGGGAACAGAGGGUGACCUGCCCACGGGGCACCUGGAGGAAGCAGACAGCAUCCUGGGCCUGGUCACUCAGGGCCCAGAGCCUGGAUCUGCAGCCCAGGACCCCCCUGACCCCAUGCAAAAGCCCAACAGGACUGUCAGGGAUGCAGAGCAGAGCUGUAGCAGCCCAAGGUGCUCUUCCCUUGGGAUCAUGGUCAUUGCAGACAUAAGCACAGACCCCAUCCAGUCAGGACAGAGGGCUCCAGAGGUGGGCAGGCCAGACGGGCAGGCCAGCACCAGGGCUCCUGCCUCUCCUGGAGGAAAGGCCCCCAAUGGAAGCCACAGCAGGGCCCUGCUAAGCAGCAUGCCUCUUGCUGUGGAGACUGCAGGAGGCAGAGGGGAGGGAGAGUGGGAAAACAGGCCCCCUGGCAACAUCCCAGAGGUGCCUGCAGCCUCCCCAGCCCUGGACCACAGGGUCCAAGAAUCCACAAUAGGCGAUGAAGAUUCUAGUCCUUUGGCCUCAGAAAUGGGCCCUGGUGUUGCUCCGAAAGAGGUUCCUGGCUGGGCUCAAGAGGGUCUGGAAGGUGUGUGCGUGCUGUCUCUGCCACCACACUGUACAACCGCAGCUCAGUUAGGCAGCCAGUGCCCUGAACAAGACCUUGAGGAACUCAGUCUGUCUAUUAGAGCCUCUGCUCCACUGGUGCACAGAGAAGCGGUGGAUGCCCCCUGCAAGGAGACUGGGGACUGUCAGGGCAGCUCAGACACUCCCACUGACCCUGCAUGCUGGCCCAGGCACCCUCCUGACUCUGCCAACCAGGCUACCUCGAGGGAGUCCCCAGCCAUGGAACUUGACUUACUGCCAGACAGCCAGAUACAGGAUGCCCUGGAGGCCCCCGACUUCGGUGCCUCACCUGAGCAGGAGUCCUGGCUGCAGUGUUCCCAGAGUGGGGCGAGGGGAAGAGAGACAACCCCUGCAGGAUUUUCCCUGCCCCAUGCAGGGCUGGCCAGGCUAGGCCUUCACAUGUGCUCUCUCCAGCUGUUUCCUGCAGGGAGCGAGAUGGACCCUUGUUGGCCUGGCACCAGCCCACAUGCAGAUGGAGGUCCCCUCACUGAGGCCCCGCUGAGGACCCACGUGGGGAUUGAGGCCUGUGAAGCUGUCAGGAUGGAGGAUGCAACAGACACUGUACGCGGCCUCAUCAUUGAGCUUUCCAAUCUCAACCGGCUGAUCAUGAGCACCCACCGGGACCUGGAGGCUCUCAAACGCCUCAGCUACAGGAAAGUGAAACCAGCAGGGAAAGCCCAGGCACCCUACACAUAAGGGGGCUGGGAGUCUCCCCUGAGGGGAGCAAUCCUGGAGGGAUUUGUAGACCGCCUCAAGAUCACUCCCAAGAGUGCAAAUGCGGGUUUCCUUCAAACCCCACCCCCAGAAGUGCCUGAUGUUCCUGCCAGACAGCUGGAAACAAUCCCUCAGCAGAUCCCCAAAAGCCUGCAGGCCUCCUUAUGCCCCGUGCUAUUUUGUUACCCUACAAGAUGCUCCAGGGGUCUCUAGAAACCUCUGCUCAGGCGAUCAGGAAGUCAGCUUCCCACAGAAACACACAGGAGGCUGGUGCUGUAUCAGAAUCCUCUCUUGGGAGUCUGGGUGGGGAGGGAACCUGCUCCUCCCCAAGGCUGAGGCUCUUUACAGGCAGCAGUCUGGAGCCCCAGAAAGCCCACUGCCUGAGAGCCAGGCCUAGCACAACCCAGAUGUUUAUCUCGGUUUGCAAAUUUCGGCUCAAGGGAGGUUACAAAAGGUUCCGAAUUUCUUUCCCAGAGGAGAAAGGGCUCUUUGUUGAUUGUAUCUUUUUUUGUCUUUCUCCGGAUUUCCGUUUUAUUUCUUUCUUCCCGGAAGGCUAUUAUUAAUAAUAAAUUAUUCCCUAGUGAGACCUUGUGACCUGCUGUCUGGGAUUUGAGGCAUUUUCUGUUCCUUGAUAUUCUGCCCCCAAACCUUUCUCCUUUUACUUGCUAUUCUCUCCAGGGAGGAAAGUUGGGCUAUGCUGGGCCCCAUCAGUUGAGGGGGGCCCCACGGGUUAGCUAGUGUGUAGAAUUCUCCAGGAGCAGGUAGCUCGUAUGUUUGUAAGUGCACAGGUGUGUGCAUGCACAUUUAAGCACAUACACGCUAGUGUCUGUGGAGCAAGAAGCCCAGAGACAGCGGUGGCUGAUUGUCCACCUGGAGUUUGCUUUCAGGGCUCCAUCCUCCAUGAGACAAGCUGCUUAGAAGCCUCAAUCUGGAAGGAGGCAGUCCUGGAGGGUUGUCAGUGACGCAAACACAACUAAUUUUUGCUUGCCACCUCAAAGCCAGCAUCAUAAGCAGACUCAGGUGCUGCUGCCAAACCCAUUUUACAGAAAACAUUGUUUCUAUUAAAUCAGUCAAUGAGAGACCCAAGACAUUAGUCACCUUGCCUGUGGCCCCUGUGCCCCAACUCCUAUGGCCAAGGCAGGGUCUUCCUCCCACUGCUUUACACCCCAAGAGAUCCCAGCA
Manis pentadactyla (Chinese pangolin) is the source of this 3672-nucleotide messenger RNA. RefSeq names its product break repair meiotic recombinase recruitment factor 1 (gene BRME1). NCBI's taxonomy places the organism in Eukaryota, Metazoa, Chordata, Mammalia, Pholidota, Manidae. The coding region runs from base 388 to 2472 and encodes 694 amino acids. The record is from RefSeq and is a predicted model, not a curated record. The transcript is spliced from 9 exons. Gene Ontology annotation, biological process: double-strand break repair involved in meiotic recombination.